AUGAGUCACCGCAAGUACGAAGCACCUCGCCACGGCUCGCUUGGAUUCCUUCCCCGCAAGCGUGCUGCGCGCCACCGCGGAAAGGUCAAGUCGUUCCCUAAGGAUGACCCCAAGAAGCCGGUGCACCUUACGGCCGUGAUGGGCUACAAGGCCGGCAUGACCCACAUCGUUCGUGACCUUGACCGUCCGGGAUCCAAAAUGCACAAGCGUGAAGUCGUCGAGGCGGUCACUGUCGUAGAGACCCCACCGAUGAUUGUCGUUGGUGUCGUUGGUUACGUUGAAACUCCCCGUGGCCUUCGUACCCUCACCACCGUCUGGGCCUCCCACCUUUCUGAUGAGCUCAAGCGUCGGUUCUACAAGAACUGGUACCGUUCAAAGAAGAAGGCCUUUACGCGCUACGCCAAGAAGCACGCCGAGGACGGCGGCAAGUCCAUCGCUCGUGAAGUCGAGCGCAUCCGCAAGUACUGCACCGUCGUCCGUGUUCUCGCGCACACCCAGAUCCGCAAGACCGGUCUCUCCCAGAAGAAGGCGCACCUCAUGGAGAUCCAGAUCAACGGUGGUUCUGUCGCGGACAAGGUCGAGUACGCCCAGGGUCUCUUCGAGAAGCCCAUCGAGGUUGGCUCUGUGUUCGAGCAGGACGAGGUUGUCGAUAUCAUCGCGGUGACAAAGGGCCACGGGUUCGAGGGUGUCACCCAUCGUUGGGGUACGAAGAAGCUGCCUCGCAAGACGCACAAGGGUCUUCGUAAGGUUGCUUGUAUCGGAGCGUGGCACCCUUCCAAGGUCAUGUUCUCCGUUGCGCGUGCUGGUCAAAACGGUUACCACCACCGUACGGAGCUCAACAAGAAGAUCUACCGUAUGGGCAAGAGCGACGACGAAGGCAACGCGUCGACUGAGCACGACAUCACCAAGAAGACCAUCACUCCGAUGGGUGGCUUCCCCCACUACGGUGUCGUCAAGAACGACUUCGUCAUGCUCAAGGGCUCGAUCCCCGGUACCAAGAAGCGCGUAGUGACCAUCCGCAAGUCGCUGAUGGUCCACACCUCUCGCCGUGAUCUCGAGAAGGUUUCGCUCAAGUUCAUCGAUACGUCGUCGAAGUUCGGUCACGGUGCGUUCCAGACCUUCGAGGAAAAGGCCGCGUUCUUGGGGACGCUCAAGGCCCGUGCGUGA
Molecule: messenger RNA, 1167 nt
Organism: Epithele typhae
Lineage: Eukaryota; Fungi; Basidiomycota; Agaricomycetes; Polyporales; Epitheliaceae
Product: 60S ribosomal protein L3
Exons: 7
Coding region: 1-1167 (388 amino acids)
Biological process (GO): ribosomal large subunit assembly; translation
Cellular component (GO): ribosome; cytosolic large ribosomal subunit
Molecular function (GO): RNA binding; structural constituent of ribosome
Source: RefSeq, a predicted model, not a curated record